Messenger RNA from Rana temporaria (common frog), 1257 nucleotides. RefSeq names its product serine/threonine-protein kinase SBK1-like. Bases 1 to 1257 code for a protein of 418 amino acids. Lineage: Eukaryota; Metazoa; Chordata; Amphibia; Anura; Ranidae. The transcript has 4 exons. Gene Ontology annotation, molecular function: protein serine/threonine kinase activity; ATP binding. Gene Ontology annotation, biological process: peptidyl-threonine phosphorylation; peptidyl-serine phosphorylation. The record is from RefSeq and is a predicted model, not a curated record.
AUGGUUUUGAAGGAUAUUGAAGAACUCACCCCAAAAAAGAGAGUCAACCCGGAGUGUAUUAAAGAAGCUCUCCAGGAUACAAUGGCCUCCGUUGCCCAUGAGGUGAGAUGUGUUUUGGACAGAAUGAUCUCCUUUCAUUCACGAAAACUACAUCAGUUGGACCUUCCAGAUCACUUCAUCAUUGUGAAGGAACUUGGAGAAGGAGGCUUUGGAAAAGUCUACCUGGCAAGUGACAGAAAAACAGGUCGAAGAAUGGCUUUGAAAGUCAUGGAUAAAAGUAAAACCAGCCGGGAGUCUUUCCUCCGAGAGUUUAGCAUUUCAUUCCUACUUUCUUCUCAUCCCAACAUCAUCGGAACCUGUGAGACCAUCUUCACCACCAUCAGCUGCUACGUCUUUACCCAAGAACUGGCACCUAUUGGUGAUCUGUACUCUCUGAUUGUAUCAUGUGUGGGAAUUCCAGAAGAUGUGGCAAAGAGAUGUGCCCUUCAGAUCUCCAGUGCUCUGGAAUUCAUAGCGGUGAAAGGACUGGUACACAUGGAUGUGAAGCCAGACAACGUUUUAGUGUUUGAUAAGGAGUGCCAUUCCAUUAAGCUCACAGACUUUGGCCUUGCUAAGGUCACGGGGACAGUGAUUAGAUUCAAGUGUGGCAGCAAACCCUACAGACCUCGAGAUAUGUAUGACAUUUCCCCUCUAAAUGGACUGGUUGUAGAUGGCAGUCUUGAUGUGUGGGCGUUUGGUGUCACCAUCUACGUUCUGCUCACGGGGGAGUUUCCAUGGCAGGACACCCUCCCUGACGAUGCCGAUUUUAAAAGUUUUGUUGUCUGGCAGAAGAAUUUUGAGGUGGAUAAUCCUCCCGAAGCAUGGAGAGAAAUUCCCACUGGGAUACGAAGGAUGUUCAUUGAUCUGUUGGCCAUUGACUCUACUAAAAGAAGUCCGAGUACGGAAGUCCUAAAUUACAUGGGUGAAACCUGGAAAGUAAAAAAAACAGUAAGGGAUGAGGAAUCGGAUCCCAUGGAAAGCAGUUCUUCCAAACCUUCUGAUGAAUCCUUGUGUGAAACUUCCUAUCUGAACAGUUCAAGGAGCGACAUUUCCAUCACAUCAUCUCUGAGCUCCACGUCUUCUUUUUUGAUUAUAGACACGUCUGCAUCUCAGUCGGAGAUGACUUCAGAGCCACAGAAGGAGAACACGGAAGAAGCACUGAUCAUAUAUGAUGAGGAGUUCUCUCUACAUGUUGGUGCAGAGGUAGAUAUCGAGUGA